Molecule: messenger RNA, 540 nt
Organism: Helobdella robusta
Lineage: Eukaryota; Metazoa; Annelida; Clitellata; Rhynchobdellida; Glossiphoniidae
Exons: 3
Coding region: 1-540 (179 amino acids)
Biological process (GO): regulation of transcription by RNA polymerase II; positive regulation of DNA-templated transcription; cell fate specification
Cellular component (GO): nucleus
Molecular function (GO): RNA polymerase II cis-regulatory region sequence-specific DNA binding; DNA-binding transcription factor activity, RNA polymerase II-specific
Source: RefSeq, a predicted model, not a curated record
AUGCAAACUUGCACGAACCACAAACUGAUCGACAGGCGAAUGUUUCCACCAUUCAAAGUGAAGAUCUCGGGUCUGGAGAAGCGAAGCAAGUACAUCAUGCUGGUGGACAUCGUGGCUGUGGACGAUUGCAGGUACAAGUUCCACAACAGCAGAUGGAUGGUGUCCGGCAAGGCUGAUCCUGAAAUGCCAAAAAGAAUGUACAUACAUCCUGACUCGCCGGCUACUGGCGAACAGUGGAUGAACAAAAUCGUGUCUUUCCACAAACUCAAACUUACAAACAACAUUUCCGACAAACACGGCUUCACAAUAUUAAAUUCCAUGCAAAAAUAUCAACCACGUUUCCACUUGGUUCGAACAAACGACAUCAUGAAGUUACCCUAUUGUCCAUUUCGAACGUAUGUGUUCAAGGAAACCGAGUUCAUUGCUGUCACUGCUUAUCAGAAUGAAAAAAUAACUCAACUGAAAAUCGACAACAAUCCUUUUGCAAAAGGUUUCCGAGACUCUGGGGGUGGGAAACGUGAAAAAAAGUUUGUUACAUAA